Molecule: messenger RNA, 1437 nt
Organism: Eupeodes corollae
Lineage: Eukaryota; Metazoa; Arthropoda; Insecta; Diptera; Syrphidae
Exons: 1
Coding region: 1-1437 (478 amino acids)
Biological process (GO): DNA integration
Molecular function (GO): nucleic acid binding
Source: RefSeq, a predicted model, not a curated record
AUGAAAGAAAACCUAGAAGUCCUAGCAGAACCCCCAUUCGAAUUUUCUGAGUUCACUACCAGCGAACUAGAAGCAGCUGAAUUAUAUUGGCUAAGGUAUUUACAAAAUAUUUCAUUUUCUAACGAAAUUUUGUAUUUGCAGAAAGAGAAGUCUGUUCCAAAAACUUCAAAGAUAUCUCAACUAUGUCCCUUUCUUGACGAUAAUGGUUUAAUGCGGUUGAAAGGUCGUCUUCAGUUGUUAGAUGUGCCACUUAACCAAAAACAUCCCAUCAUCCUACCGAAGUCGUAUCUGGUCAAGUUAAUAAUCGAUGAUUACCACCAAAGAACUUGUCAUGGAGGUACGAACGUCGUCCUAUGCAAAUUGCGUGAGCAGUUUUGGAUUUUAAAAGGGCGUCCAUUUAUUAAAGCAAGAAUUAAAACUUGCAUCAUUUGCCAGAAGCUUUUUGCCAAACCCGUGUCUCAGCCGUUUGGGCCUUUGCCAAUUGAACGCAUAACGAUGUCAAGGCCAUUUGAAUGCGUCGGCGUAGAUUUUGCUGGUCCUCUCUUCUAUUUGGAUGAAUCUUCAAACCAGAUGAACAAAAGUUAUUUGAUGGUUUUUACUUGUGCUGCCAUCCGAUCAGUCCAUCUGGAGGUUGUAACUAAUAUGACAACGGAAAGCUGUAUAAUGGGACUGAGACGAUUUAUAGGUCGUAGAGGUGCUCCUACAACGAUCUAUUCAGACAACGCCAAGACUUUUCGAAGAGCUGCUUUAGAGCUUACUAAUACAAACCAAGUACCGGACGACAACCUUGUGCAAAACUUUCUAAUCCAUAGACGCAUACAUUGGAAGUUUAUUGGCGAGCGAGCCCCCUGGUGGGGAGGAUUUUGGGAACGAUUGAUACGAUCUAUUAAAAACAUAUUAAAAGUAGUCAUCGGAAAAGCGAAGUUAACCCUGGAACAACUUCGUACAGUGAUCAUAGAAGCGGAGGGAAUGGUGAACAUUCGCCCUCUAACCUACGUCAGCAGUGAUCCUUUGGAUAUUUCACCACUUACACCCGCUCACUUCAUACAUGGCCAUGGGAGUCUUGCAAAUUCCCAAAAUCUUGUGACGUCUUCUGAUAUGCAGCAACUUUGGGCUCAACGUCUUAAGAUAACGAAUAUGCUUUGGUCUCGCUGGCGUACUGAAUACGUUCAACUGCUGCGAUCAUUUCACCACAGUCAAGGACAUUCUUCAAAUCAACUCAAGUCAAAUGAUGUAGUUCUGGUAUUUGACUCUGCGAAACCUAGAAUUGCAUGGAAGUUAGCUGUGGUCGAAGCAGCCUUUAUUGGACGUGACGGAAAGGUAAGAGCUUGUGAAAUUCGUUACGCUGAUGGAUCGAAAACUCGAAGACCUGUACAGCUGCUUUACCUUUUGGAACUCACAUCAUUGCCCCGCGCCGAGGAUGUUGAAAAUUAUUGA